AUGAAGUUCAGCACGUUUAUCCUUCCUUUUUCUCUUGGCCUGUUCUCAGAACCCGUCACCGCCUUUUGGGGAAGGAAGAAAUGGACCAACAAAAAUGUCUACAACGAAUUUGGUGAAAGAACCGACUCUUUGUCGGUUGCAAAGGGCGCAACAGGCUAUAUUAACACGGGGCCGACUGCUCCUGGGAAGCCCGAUGCUGUGGCUCGCGGGCCUGCGGUCAAGCUGAGCUAUAUGAGGAUUCGGCCUUUGGCAGGCCUUGAUCAUAGCAAACUACCUCUACAACAUGUCCGGAUGCAGAUCAGCAGCUGUAUGGUGGUCGGCGAUUACAUUACAAUCAACGGCGGUAUGCCUAAGAUCAAUGUCCCUAAGGGAGCGACUGGAUCCGUCAAGGCAUUCCUCAUGGCGAUUCCUGGCCAUGAGGUCGACAACCGUUGCAGCUGGGCGACUACUUAA
Messenger RNA from Pyricularia pennisetigena, 453 nucleotides. RefSeq lists its product as uncharacterized. The record is from RefSeq and is a predicted model, not a curated record. The transcript has 2 exons. NCBI's taxonomy places the organism in Eukaryota, Fungi, Ascomycota, Sordariomycetes, Magnaporthales, Pyriculariaceae. Bases 1 to 453 code for a protein of 150 amino acids.